AUGAAGAAAUUAAUCCUCCUGAGUCUUUAUCUGCUUGGGUUUGCCAGAGGAGCACCACCAGGUCAGCCUGAUGAGCUUUUUGACUCUGUAGACGGCCAAGCUUCUGUCCAGCAACUUUCAAGUGAGUAUUUCUCACUCACAAACCCGUCAGAUGCCGAAUCUCUAUAUGAAACCCCCUCAGGUGAGAAAACUCUGAUCGAUCAUAGUUCAAGCGAACAUGAAUCAAGUGAGCAUUCUACAGGCGAACACGUUUCAGGUGAGCACAGUUCGGGAGAACAGUCUUCAGAACAUAUUUCAGGUGAGCACAUGUCAAGCGAGCAUAAUACAGGAGAGCACAUUACAGGAGAGCACACUUCAGGUGAGCACACUUCGGGCGAGCACACUUCAGGCGAGCACACUUCAAGCGAAGGUUCGGAACAGUCAAGUGAACAGACUUCAGAAGUGUCUUCAGCUGAACAAGUUUCAGGAGAAAAGGCUGAAGAGGCGGGUGAACAGGCUGCUGCCGAAGCAACUUCAGGUGAAAAGAACGAACAGGGUAUGAGUACACCAUUUCCAAGCACAUCUUCAGGCGUAGCAAUAAAUUGCCACACAUGUUCCUACAUGAACGAUGAUGGAAAAUGUCUUCGUGGAGAAGGAGUAUGCACCACUCAAAAUUCCCAGCAGUGCAUGUUAAAGAAGAUCUUUGAAGGUGGAAAACUCCAGUUCAUGGUUCAAGGGUGUGAGAACAUGUGCCCAUCUAUGAAUCUCUUCUCUCACGGAACAAGAAUGCAAAUUAUGUGCUGUCGGAAUGAACCUCUCUGCAACAAGACCUAG
Arvicola amphibius (Eurasian water vole) is the source of this 813-nucleotide messenger RNA. It is a transcript of the gene Acrv1, whose product is annotated as acrosomal vesicle protein 1. The transcript is spliced from 4 exons. NCBI's taxonomy places the organism in Eukaryota, Metazoa, Chordata, Mammalia, Rodentia, Cricetidae. The record is from RefSeq and is a predicted model, not a curated record. Bases 1 to 813 code for a protein of 270 amino acids.